AAAAGUUCAGUGGCGUUUAUUUUCCAUAAAAGCCUGACCAAAAAAAGUGUCCUCUUUAUUUUCCUUAAUUUAUUCAGAGUCCCAGUUGAGGGAAGCAAGCAGACACAGCUGGGCCAUGUGCCCCGAAUCCCAGAGAUUAAUUCAAUUAAUACAAAUCAGAUUUAUUCCUAAAAGCAGCCUGGAUAAAUUAACAGGAAAACCAAAAUCAAAGGAUGAGCGUGGCGCACUUUGCUUGAAUUGAUACAAGAUUUUUUUUUCUCUCUCUUUAGUAACUCGAUCAGUCACUCAAUUUAAGACGAGGCAAUGGGGAUGAAAUAUAUUGUGGCGUUUGAAGAUGCGACUGUCGCGAUUGUUUGACAUUAUGGGAUGCAUUUGACACUUCCGCAGACUGUCUUGAGAGCCGCCCUGGCGUCGUAUCCUGCUGUGGCGCACGUCCCCCCUUUCAGCUUCUUCUCGGCUGGUUGCAGCUCGCGGUGAAAAACCACAAUAAAUUCCUCGAGUUGCGCACAGUUUAGCACCAUUUGUGUCAAAUACAAAAGCACGGAGUGAAAACAAAUUAGAGCCUGCAGUGUUGGGUAGCAGGCGUUAAAUGGGUCACAUGACCCAGGGUGGUAACAAUAAUCAGGAAUAUAUAUUUUUUGUGUGUGUGUGAGUGUGUGUGUGAAAAGCCACCGCGGAUCCCCCUUGUGAUACGACGUUUAAGGUUAGAGUAUAGACAUUUCAACACAUUGUCCCGGAAAAACUAGUGCAAUGAUCUGAAUGUCAUAACAAUAUACGAAACAAAAAAAAAGUAACACAAACGUUUUAAUUGAAUAUUGUUUAGUUUUAACGACGGUUUUCGCUAACAUUGUGCGCAUUGUAUGCUUAAUAUGUAUCAUUUAUGUCACAAAUAUGCUUUUUUAAUUCACUCGAUUUGAAUGAAGUGUAUUCAAUAUUUUUUACUUUUGAGUUUACUCAUUGGAAUCUCCACAUUGCUCUUUCUUUUAGCAAGAAAGAAUACACCCGCGUGGGAGGAGAACAUUUUUUUUAUUGACCAUAACGGAUUACAUUCAACAAGUGUCUCGUCGUAUUUUGCUCUUUCGGAGGCCCAAACACAUCUUACGUUUUGGAAGUUCUUUAUAGAGUUUUGCAACGGGUUGUUGCUUCACUGCUGAAGACGACGGUGUCUUUUUUUUUGGUGCAAAAACUGUAGCAACGUCUGUGAUAGGAGGAAAGUUUUUACACUCAGCCAACCAUCGUCGACGGUUGGUUUGCGGGUCCGCCCCCUCGACCAAUCAGAGCGGCGAGCGCAACAUUGGGCUUACGUGAUGAGCUCCACAACAUGGAACGUGUCUCCUCACUUUGACCGAUAUCAACAAAUAACAACAACAUUUAGCCUUCUGGACGCACACGCUUUUGCAUACAUUCCCAAGCGGAGAGGAUAACGUGGAAACAUUCGACAACUCAAGUUCCCCUCUUUUGUGCGCUUCCAUGGUCGGAGAGAAGCGGCUGUCCUUUGACACCCGGGUCCUCGCUCCAACAAUAUAACCGAGCCGUCAAGUCUGACGCUUCUCCGGCUAAAGAAGGUGACCCGGAGGUCCUUUUUUUUUUUUUUUUUUACAUCUCGGCCAGCCUCCCCGCUUGGAGGGGUCUGUCUAUCUUUGGGUCCGCAGGAGGUAUGACCGCGCUGGCUGGGUCUUUUCCCAGGAUGAUGAGACCCACGCUGGCUCAGAACUACCCUCGCAGUGGCUUUCCCCUGGAAGUAUCAACUCCGCUGGGUCAAGGGCGAGUAAACCAGCUCGGUGGAGUUUUCAUAAAUGGCAGGCCUUUGCCCAACCACAUUCGACACAAGAUCGUGGAGAUGGCCCACCACGGCAUCAGACCGUGUGUCAUCUCCCGGCAGCUGCGGGUCUCCCAUGGCUGCGUGUCCAAAAUCCUGUGCAGGUACCAGGAGACCGGCUCCAUCAGACCCGGGGCCAUCGGGGGCAGCAAACCAAAGCAGGCAACGACGCCGGACGUAGAGAAGAGAAUAGAAGAAUGCAAACGGGAAAAUCCGGGUAUGUUUAGCUGGGAGAUUCGGGAUAAAUUACUGAAGGAUGGGAUAUGUCAUCGCGACAGUGUCCCCUCAGUCAGCUCCAUCAGUCGCGUAAUGCGCAGCAAGUUUGGGGGGAAAGACGACGAAGAGGAGGAUGAGGACGACCUGGAGAAAAGUGAGCUAGAGGAAAUUGACCGCAGGGCCAAGCACAGCAUUGAAGGCAUCCUGGGAGACAGAUCAAGUCACUCAGAUGAGGGUUCAGACGUGGAGUCAGAACCUGAUCUGCCACUGAAAAGGAAACAGCGGCGCAGUAGGACCACCUUUACGGCAGAGCAGCUGGAGGAGCUGGAGAGAGCCUUUGAGAGGACCCACUACCCCGACAUCUACACCAGGGAGGAGCUUGCCCAAAGGGCUAAACUGACUGAGGCCAGGGUGCAAGUAUGGUUCAGCAACCGAAGGGCCAGGUGGCGGAAACAAGCAGGGGCCAAUCAGCUGUUGUCCUUUAAUCACCUGAUCCCAGGGGGUUUUCCACCUUCAGCCAUGUCCAGCCUUACUCCUUACCAACUCUCUGACAGCACCUAUGCCUCUGCCUCCGUAGCGCAAGAGCCGCCCAGCACUGUACAUCGACCGCAGCCUCUGCCGCCGUCAUCGGGACACCAAGUGCCCAGUGCUGGAGGGCAAGGUGAAGGAAACUCUGCCUAUUGCCUUGCCUCCGGACGCCACUCCUUCUCAGGAUACUCAGAAAGCUUUGUGAGCCCCGGGGGCCCGGCCAGUACCAUGAACCCCGGCAUUGGAAAUGGGCUCUCCCCGCAGGUGAUGGGUCUGCUGAAUCACGGCGGGGUUCCCCAUCAGCCGCAAAGCGACUACGCCAUCUCACCUCUAACUGGAGGUCUUGAACCACCUGCCAGCAUGGCCGCCAGUUGCAGCCAACGCAUGGAUCACUUCAAAGGUCUGGAGGGUCUCACCAGUGUUCCCUCCAUGUCAGCUCUGCCUUCCCUGCCCAGCUCCCAGUCCUACUGCCCUGCCUCCUACAGCUCGCAGAGCUACACGAUUGAUCACAUGGCGUCCUACCAGUAUGGCCAAUAUGGACAAAGUAAGGUCCCCUUCCUUAUCUGAGGCCCGAGAUCGCCUGACCCAAAGCUUUGAAUCCACAAAGAAUGAAGACGAUCGUUCGUCAACAGGACCAAAAUGAAUUGGAAGAUGUUCUCGGAUGCCGGAUACGUUUAUUUCAUGCAAAGGACAAGCAGACAAGCUUCAAGAAGGGAACACAAGAAGGAAUACCAGACCAAAUAAACUGUUCAUCAACCGCGGACAUUUCCGUAUUAGGAAUGCGAAUGGACAGCACACUUUUCAGCGCUUAACUUGGUCAGUUCUGCACAUGUGGCACUCUGACCAUCUUGGCUUCUUCGUGAAGCUCUCUAAUCAUAAGUUCACUCCCUGUGGGUUUUUAGAUUUUUUUUCAUUGAAAAUGUUUUUAUAAAUGACUGUAAACCCCAUUGUGCUGGUACUAGGUGACUUGAGGCAACAUAUUUACACAACUUAAAGCCAGUUGAGGAUGUCUGAAAUUCUGAAAUUCUAGGUAAUGCCAAAUUCAUCUCCUAAAUCGUUUCGGCCCGGGGUGGUGUGUGGGGGCGGUGUUUGGAGGAAACAGGCCAUGCUGAUUUUAUCUAUAGAGCAUUUAUUUGAGAUCCCACACAACCCGCACAUGAAGAGAAAUUCAAGAGGCAAAGAAAGCAAACACAGGGAAAUGAAUAUGUGGGUUAUAUUAUAUCAGAAACGCUAACAUACAUCACAGCUGUACUGCUGAGGAAGUUCAUUUAAAGCUCCAACUAAGCACUCGCACUCCUCCUCCGUCUUCCUCUCUGUGUCUCAUUGACGUUUCGGACGGCGAGGCCCCAGAUUUUGGCCUUUUGUAGUCGUCUCGAGGCAUUGCAGGAGGUCAGGGGUGACGUUCGGGAAAGUGACAGAUGAGAGAGCAGUAGAAGAGAAGUGGUUUUAACAAAAAGGGGAGGGGUGGGUGGUUGAUAGGCAAGAUCGAUCACAGGCUUAAACCCUUUUAAAGAUCUUUCUCUUGCAGGGAAAAAAAAGUCACCAGGUCACAAGUCACGACCACAAAACACUUGAGAAAGCAAAAGAGCAGCAACGUUUAGAUAAAAGAUGGACAUUUCCCCCUCCGUGAGCAGGAGUGCAAUAGAUCACAUGUUGCAGCCAGUCACGUCAUUUGAGGAAGCAAUCGUCCUAAUUGACAUUUCGCACUGUGUUUUCAGAAGAAAAUUUGCAAAACGUUAAAACACAAGAUUACAGUCUGUUUUAACGGGACUAUACUUCUUGAGCAGUUAAUUAUGACCAAUUUUUCCCCUCUUUUUGAUUUUUCUGUUCAUUCCCACCCAAAUUCUCAGGACAGUACAGGAUCCACCAUUUUUAGAGUUUGUUAAGGAAGAGCACGUGUGCCUUAAUUAGACGAUGAGAACACGACAAAUUACAUUAGGUAGGACAAAGGCAAAAUUGUUAUGUUAUUAUUUUGUCGGACCAUACUGUUUCCAUUUUCCAUAAUUAGAAAUUUCAAUAUUUGAGAGUCAUUCCAAAGUUGUUUUGUCGCAAACCAUUCCAAACCGAAAAAGGGGAUUUUGUCUGUCACAUCCAAUUUAAAAAAAAAAAAAGCACACCAACAAAACAAAAAAACACAAGUUGCCCACAUGAAAGCACUCCGUUGUUUGAAUAAUUCGCAGAACGAACCAGUUCUUUUAGUCAUUGUAUGUUUUUUGUAUGAAAAAGUGGUAUCACGUAAGGCCAUGUAUGUGUAUAAGCACAUUGUCAUUAUAAUUUAUACUGAAAUAAACAUUCUGAAAAUGCUUA
Molecule: messenger RNA, 4870 nt
Organism: Hippocampus zosterae (dwarf seahorse)
Lineage: Eukaryota; Metazoa; Chordata; Actinopteri; Syngnathiformes; Syngnathidae
Gene: pax3b
Product: paired box 3b
Exons: 9
Coding region: 1658-3130 (490 amino acids)
Biological process (GO): regulation of transcription by RNA polymerase II; anatomical structure development
Molecular function (GO): RNA polymerase II cis-regulatory region sequence-specific DNA binding; DNA-binding transcription factor activity, RNA polymerase II-specific
Source: RefSeq, a predicted model, not a curated record